UAUCCAUAUGGAAGCCAAAGACACCAAUGAUCUGUGCACAAUGUGAAGGACAAGACGCCACAACGCAGGGCUCGCUGUUGAACGCUCCUCAUUGUGUUUUUGAUCAAUCCGCCUCCUGAUGCCUCGCUGAGGGGGUUUUUUUUUUUUGUUGGUUGUGGUUUGUCGUGUUUUAACCUUGCUGUUCGGUGCAGCAGAGGAGGAGAGGAGGAGGAGGAGGAGAAGAAGGGUCCACAGACAAAAAAAAAGAUGUUGGCAAGAUAGAGAGGCAAAAAAAUCACCACCCUUCCCAGCCACUUUCAGCGAGGCCCCGAGUCGGGGAACCGCAGAAUUUAUUCUCUGCGGCCAUGGAUGUGAAAAUGAGCAGCGCUUGCGCCUUAGUAAUGGUUGCUUUACAGUGAGAGGGACGGGACUGCACCCCCUCUCUCCCUCCCUCCCUCCAAAUUAUGGGGAGACGAUGUGUCGGAGAGGAGAGGCGGCCGGUUACUUUGUUGUAACUACUUUUCACCAGGGAUUCGGGACGGGCCGGGAAGUAUGAAGGAGAUGGUUGGUGGUUGCUGCGUGUGUUCUGACGAGAGAGGAUGGGAUGAGAAUCCUCUGGUCUACUGUGACGGACAUGGUUGCAAUGUUGCUGUUCACCAAGCUUGUUAUGGAAUCGUUCAGGUCCCGACAGGACCGUGGUUCUGCAGGAAGUGUGAAUCGCAGGAGCGAGCUGCCAGAGUGCGCUGUGAGCUGUGCCCCCACAAGGACGGUGCUCUCAAGAGAACAGAUAAUGGAGGAUGGGCUCACGUAGUCUGUGCCCUGUACGUACCUGAGGUGCAGUUUGCCAACGUCAUCAGCAUGGAGCCCAUCGUCCUCCAAUACGUUCCCCACGAACGCUUCAACAAGACCUGCUACCUUUGUGAAGAACAGGGGCGUGAGAGUAAGGCAGCGACGGGUGCCUGCAUGACCUGCAAUCGCCAUGGCUGCCGGCAGGCAUUCCACGUCACCUGCGCCCAGAUGGCCGGCCUGCUGUGUGAGGAGCAAGGCUCCGAGAUCGACAAUGUGAAGUAUUGCGGCUACUGCAAGUACCAUUUCAACAAAGUGAGCCGGAAGGACAGGGAGAGGCCAAAGCAGAGGGUGAAGAAGGCCACAGAGUCUCUAAGCUCAGUUGUUAGUACGGUCACGCUAACAGCAGAGAAGACCUGCAUAAGUGCAACCAGCAGCACCAGCAGCAGCAGCAGCAGCAGCAGCCGUGCCUAUAAGUCGAGCACCGCGAGAGGGUUGGAAGAGGCCGCUGCUCCCUUCGGCAACAAACAUUUCCAGCGACCGUCGGCGCCGCUCGUGGGCGGGAAGGAGACAGCCGAGGUGGCCAGGUCAGAUGUCAAAGGGAAGAAGGCCCCUGGUCAUGGCUGUGGCCAGCGGGGACGGAAGCCUGGCGGAGCGAAGGGCACGGCAGUCGUUGCCACGGUUUCGUCGCCAAGCCUGUUUCAGCAAGGCAAUCUCCUGAGCACCUCCAGCAGUGCAGUGCAGCCUCCCCAAGAGGCCGGGCUCUUCGGCAAGACUGAGCCGCGGGGAGAGGUCUACCCUCCGGGCCGCGACCCCCCGCUGACCCCGGCGCCGUACGACGCUCCCAAGCCCGAGGCGUUUGCCGCCGACACCUCCCUGUCUGGCUUCUGCUCCCUGAUGCGUUUCCCCGCCGGCCCCGCGCCGGCCCCGAAGAAGCCCCCUCCCGAGGGCCCCCCCGGCGACUACCGGCCCUCGGCUGGGGCGGCCGGACCUCCCGGCCCCGGCUACAAGCGGCCGCAGCCCCUGGCCGAGGUGGAGGAGGAGGAGGAGACGGUGAAGGAGAAGAAGCACAAAGGCGGCAAGAAGAGCCGGCACGGGCGCGGAAGGCCGAAGGGCAACAAGAACAAUGGGGCCACCGGCCUGGCCAACACCAGCUCCCUCAUAACCUCGUCGGCAAUCUGUUCCACCGGCUGCAUCACCAGCCCCGCCUUGCCGAAACUCACACCAUCCACCAGUAUGAGUGGCUCCAUCCCAAGCCUCUCCAUGGAACCAUCACACCUGGGUGCAGGUGUCUACGUGCACAAGGAGAUCCCCCUGUCGCUCAGCGGCGGUGUACUAGGAGCCGGCUGCAGUACUCCCCUCUCCUCCAAUAUCCUCACGCAUCCUCACCGCACUUCGCACCUGAUGCACCUGAGCCGUUCCUCUCUACCUGGCUCCAUGGCUGCCACUUCCUCCAUCACCUCUUCCCAGGUAUUCUCCCUACCCGGCUCAUCGUACAGCCUGACUCCUUCCAAUGUCUUUGGAGGACCAAUAACACCAGGGUCAUCCAUCUCCUCGCUUCUGAAUCCCGUAGAAACCAGUCAAACAGAGCCUGACAUCGAUGACAAUGAUUGCAGUUUUGUCUGCAGGGGCAGUUCUUCCAGAGGAAGUCUUUCUCCGACAUCUCCUAUCGGUGGCUUGUCCAUGCUCUAUGAUCAGACGAUACCCGGUCAGCUGGAGAAUGUACCACAGACAACGUCCAACAUCGAGGAGUUACUGGACAAACACUGGAGUGGUGAAGGAGGCAUUGACAUCGUGGACAUGUUGAAGUCGCUGCACCUGCUCCAGCUGGAUAACAGGAGGCUGCAGGAACAGAUCAUGAGCCUCUCGGCCAAGAAGGAACGUCUUCAGCUGCUCAAUGUCCAGCUCUCCGUCCCCUUCGCCGGUAUCACCUCCACCAACGGGCCGUCCUCCCAGCUGCAUUUGAUCGCCUCCCAGAACGCCUGCGGCUCUGAACUGCUGAACAGCAGUAAGAGUCCCCCUUCCAGGAACAGCUUCAUUACUGAGAACUCCCUCUCUGCAUCAUCAGAGGAUCUCCGUUCUGGAUGCCACAGCCGGAGUAGUUCGUCCUCGUCGCUCCAGAGCACUCCUCCUCCCGCCCUCCCACUCCUGCAGCAGAGUCCCGUUUCCCUCCAGCUCCCGGGAAUGGCCGGAGUCUCGCAGCCGGUCAACGGGCUGGGCAGGACCUGCGUCUCCACCAAGACCAGCACCUUCUCCGCCACUCCAUCGUCGGUGGCUGGGAUGAUGGGCUGCCCUCUGGCUCCCCAGUUAGCCAGCAAUGGUAUUGUCGGUCCUCUGAAUGGUGUGGACCAGCCGCCUGCAUCAGUGGCACCACUCCAUAACUCCCUCGCUCAUCCGCCAGCUUCCCAUAGUGUUCCAACGUCAACUAGUCACUGCAACAGCAGCAUCUCUGGAAUGGGCCAAAUAUCUGACCAGCAAAGACAGUUUGUGUACCAGCAGCAACAGCAGCAGCUCCAACAGCUGCUGACGUCACAACAGUUGAGUCCGGAACAGCAGGCGUUGGUUUAUCAGAUGAUGCAACAGCAGCAGCAUCGUCAGCGGGAGCUGCAGCGGCUGCAGAUGUCCGGCAUGUCUCAACUGGCCGGCAACACCCUGGCCCAAGGAUCUCCUUCCCUGCCUGUCCACUCCGACCCAAACUCUUUCCUCUCCAUCCACACCGACAACAAUGCACAGAAGGCUCAGAGGCUGAACGAUAAAGUCAACCAAGAGAAGAGCUGACGACAUCGGGGCCGAAUGCUUUUGGACGUUGCUGCUCACUUUACCUGAAGUCAGAGGUCGUGGGUCAAGAGUUGGACAGGCCGGGAUAUCUGCUGCCGUGUGACUGACCCCUUGCACAGGAAGGGCCCAGGAUAGCCUGAAACAAGUUGCACAAAGGGACUGGUCGCAUCCUCUCAGGAAAACGCGGGCAGUGUUUUUUUUGUUGGGUUUUUUUUCUAACGGGAGGUUGGCCCUGAGUCGUCUACCGAAGGCUCCGGCCGUCACGGCCCACGGCGAGAGGCAGCCUUUUUGCACAGUCACGAAUCAUUGGAAUCACGGCUGCCUGAAACUCUGUGUGUCCCGGCAUGUCGGAACGGGAGGAUCACGGAUCAUUGCUGCUGCGUAGAAAAUUCAAAAAAGGUGCAAACUCGAGAGGACGAGGGGGGAUAGACUUUCCAAGAUGCUGCUCGGCUGCCUGGACGUACGUCUGGCGAUAUCUGCGGAGUCCUGAGCUACCGGCCUUUCCCUUACGUGGAUACUCUGUGGCAAACAUUGCAACUCCUAUCCUAUUCGUGCGUGCGUGCGUGUACAAGCGCUGGCGGAGACUUGUCUUUCUCAUUUGUCAGACGAGUAUGUUAGCGGGGACGAAUUUUCUCCGUCCGUGUGUGUGUGUGUGUGUGUGUGUGUGCAUGCGUUAAAGGCGUGAUACGGUGGUGAGUGCCCCUUGAGCUUUGGUUUCCUUGAUUCAAUGGAACCAAAUUUUGGAAGCGCAAACAUUACUGCGUCACCUCUCCCCCUCCCUCCCCCCUCCCUCCACCAGUCUAACGUCACUGACUUGGACAAAGCUGUGAGAUGGUGGUUGGGUCUGUUGGCGAGACCAACCUUGGACUGAGAACCUUUCCACUCCAGGCCAUCCAAGUGUUGCUCAAGCAGGAAUCCUUGAGGAUGCGCUUGGUAUUCUGAAGGUGGACUACACCAGACCUCCCAUCCGGGAUUUAGCGGCAAGCAAAACUGUUGCAUAGGAGAGACAUUUUGUUUUUGGUAAUUCGCUCGUGCGUUGUUGAUGUGAGCGAGAUUUUUCACCCCAUCUCCAGCUAAGGUGAGGACAUCGAGGGGGGGGGGCAGUUACUCAAACACCCAGUGGCCACAAGGUGAAAUCACCAUCCACUUUUACCGCCCCCAGGAUUCUGACCCAGUUAUGCUCCAAUUCAUAGCUUGCAAUAUUAAUGGGUCUUACAAUUAAGAAGGGGAAGCAGGUGUGAGAAUGAGACGGUUUUUUUUUAGCAGGAAUCAAGCUUGCUGUCCCUGCCGACCACAGACUAAAAGCAUUGCGGACUUUGAAAGCAAACCUGGAAGCGCUGAGCUUGAGAGCGAGUGUAACAGAGAGGCUCACAAGUGAUAGGAGCAGAAUUAGGCCAUUUGGCCCAUCAAGUCUACUCCGCCAUUCAAUCGUGGCUGAUCUAUCUCUCCCUCUCAACCCCAUUCUCCUGCCUUCCCCCCAUAACCCCUGACACCCGAACUAAUCAAGAAUCUAUCUAUCUCUGCCAUUGGCAGUCUCCACAGCGUUCUGUGGCAAUGAAUUCCACAGACUCCCUCCGUGAACAAGUGUUCAUCUCUAUGUCCCACAUCUCUCAUUCAGAGGCAGACUCUGCGCCCUAAACUUGGGUAUCCCCCAAGAGCUCAAGUCCAGGUGUCAGAGGUUACGGGGAGAAGGCAGGAGAAUGGGGUUAGACAAUAGACAAUAGGUGCAGGAGUAGGCCAUUCGACCCUUCGAGCCAGCACCGCCAUUCAAUGUGAUCAUGUCUGAUCAUCCCCAAUCAGUACCCCAUUCCUGCAUUCUCCCCCAUAUCCCCUGACUCCGCUAUUUUUAAGAGCCCUAUCUAGCUCUCUCUUGAAAACAUCCAGAGAACCGGCCUCCACCGCCCUCUGAGGCAGAGAAUUCCACAGACUCACCACUCUCUGUGAGAAAAAGUGUUUCCUCAUCUCCCUUCUAAAUGGCUUACUCCUUAUUCUUAAACUGUGGCCCCUGGUUCUGGACUUCCCCAAUAUCAGGAACAUGUUUCCUGCCUCUAGUGUGUCCAAACCCUUAACAAUCUUAUAUGUUUCAAUGAGAUAUCCUCUCAUCCUUCUAAACUCCAGAGUGUACAAGCCCAGCUGCUCCAUUCUCUCGGCAUAUGACAGUCCCGCCAUCCCGGGAAUUAACUUUGUAAACCUACGCUGGGCUCCCUCAAUAGCAAGAAUAGACCUUCCUCAAAUUAGGGGACCAAAACUGCACACAAUACUCCAGGUCAGCCAUGAUUGAAUGGUGGAGGAGACUUGAUGGGCCGAAUGGCCCACUUCUACUCCUAUUACUUAUGUCCUUAUGUCCACCUUACCUUUACCUGAUGUCUUGGUGCAUAGAUUGUUCCUUUAACAGCCUGCCCAGGGAGAGGUUCUCUGAUCUAGUUGUUUAACACACAAGCAGUGUGCUUCACUAGGACAUGUCAACUGACAAGAAUUCGUGCCAUUGUCAAACGACGUCAGAAUAUUGUGUGGCACUUGGCCUACUGCUUGUCUAAGGGCCGGGGCUAGGAUCUGGGAACCCCCGCUGCCUUGUGGAUGGGAGGUGCGGAAAUCAUGGAAUUCCCAAGGGUAUAUCACGACAUAGGAACAGUAUUAGGCAAUCCGACCCACGGAUUCUGCUGUGCCAUUCGAUCAUGGCUGAACUAUUUUCCUUAUCACCCCCGUUCUCCUACAUAACCACUGACCCCCCUUAUUAAGCAAGAACCCCGCUUUAGAAAGUCGGGAAAACACCCCAGGUGGCUUGGAGAGAGGAUGUACGGAACGCUCUUGUCGAAGGCCAGGAGGCUGUAAAAUCCAAUGGCGAGUGGAGGCAGCACAGGUGAGCAGCGGUAGAGUUGCUGUCUAACAGCGCCAGAGACCUGGGUUCAACCCCAACCACGGGUGCUGCCUGUACGGAGUUUGCACGUUCUCCCCGAGACCUGCGUGGGUUUUCUCCGGGCGCUCCGUUUUCCUCCCACACUCCAAAGACGUGCAGGUUUGUAGGUUAAUUGGCUUCGGUAAAAAUUGUAAAUUGUCGCUAGUGUGUCGGGAAGUGCUAGUGGACGGGGUGGGUGCGGACUAGGUGGGCCGAAGGGCCUGUUGCCGCGCUGUAUCUCUAAAGAGUGGGGAUUCCCUUCCAAGGUGAUUUUCUUGGUGGAGGCUGUACUUUGGAGUUGUCCCAUGGUGGGGCAAGCAGCAAAUCCAUGUAACAUUGGCGAAACUCCAGGAUAGUCCCAACUGGGCAUGUUAAACGCUAGAUAAAUACAAAUAGCUGGGGUAACUCAGCGGGUCAGGCAGCAUCUCUGGAGAGAAGGAAUGGGUGACGUUUCGGGUCGAGAUGCUUCUUCAGUUGCUUCAGCUGCUGAUCUAAUCCCAGUUCAGUUCAACGAUGAGCGCUGUUGAAACACCUCUGUGCGAGCGGGGGUGUCUGAAUCUCGUCCGGGCAAUCUUCCUCCACAUGGGCCCGUGGCCAAGGUAGACUGUUGUGAGGGCAGGGUUCCCCACCAGCCCCGUCCUCGUUCAACCACCCCGCAUCAGCUGAGGAGUUCCCCCUGUAGCUGUGACCUUCAUCCCACCUCCAACCCCUCCUCCGCACCCCACUAAUCUUUCCAUCUUCUCCCGUUACCUCGGGCUCUCCAUCAACACACACCUGGCCUCCCAGUUCCCAAGUUUCAGCCGGUCGCUUGUGGGGGACUUGGUCACAAACCUGUUAUAGUUUCUGUUCACCCUCUAACGAAAAAGAAAUCUUGCACUUUAUGUGGAAAGGUGAUUGCUAAUCAUCUUGUGGUUGAGAAUGAUUUCCCAGGCCCUUUGCUCUCCGUGUGUGCGUGUGUGUGUGCGUGUGUGUGCGUGCGUGUGUGUGUGCGUGUGUGUGUGC
Molecule: messenger RNA, 7441 nt
Organism: Leucoraja erinaceus (little skate)
Lineage: Eukaryota; Metazoa; Chordata; Chondrichthyes; Rajiformes; Rajidae
Product: protein AF-10-like
Biological process (GO): regulation of transcription by RNA polymerase II
Cellular component (GO): nucleus
Molecular function (GO): histone binding; nucleosome binding
Source: RefSeq, a predicted model, not a curated record